Messenger RNA from Centruroides sculpturatus (bark scorpion), 2337 nucleotides. RefSeq lists its product as uncharacterized. The transcript has a single exon. Bases 1 to 2337 code for a protein of 778 amino acids. The record is from RefSeq and is a predicted model, not a curated record. NCBI's taxonomy places the organism in Eukaryota, Metazoa, Arthropoda, Arachnida, Scorpiones, Buthidae.
AUGGCGGCACCGGCCAGUUAUUAUAAGGUAUAUAGAAAGAUUGCUUUGAAGCUGGUUAAGACUAACUGCAAGUUGAAUUUCCUUAAGGAAUGUGCUGAAAAGAAAGUAUUUCCAAUGUCCAUACAUAGGAUUAGCAUCCCGGUAGAAUGCUAUAUGUUAAAAAGAAGAUUCCAAGAGACAUGUUUACGUAAAUCUAUUAAGCUUGUAAAAAACAAAAGAUAUAGAAUUUUAAAGGAGUGUAUUGAGUUGGAAGAUACAAUAUAUCAAAAAGAUCCGCAAUUGUUAAAAGAAAUCAAUGAUAAGGUAGUAAGACUAACGGACAGGGUAACAAAUACCCUUGAAAAGAAAUAUUUCAAAAAAAUAAGGUGGAUUUUAAAGCAACAAACUCCCAUGGAGCGAAAAAGCAAUGUACCACCUUAUAUUCUAUGGGACCAGAUUAAGGUACCAAAAAAUGUGGAGAUGGUGUUAAAGAAUGGACCCAGUUACGUUCCAAAUAACAAGAACGAUUGGGAAACUACAAUGGCUGAAAUGGAAAGAGGUAUGGCCGGUCUUAAUGAAGUAGAAAGAGAUUAUUUUAGAUGGAAGAUGGUUUUCAGAAAAAAGGAAAGACACGAGGUGCUUUGUAGAGAAAAGUUAAAUAUAAAAUAUACAAAAGAUUGGCUAACAAAAAAUCAGUUGGUGUUAACAAAAGCUGACAAAACUAAACAAAUGGUGAUUAUGAAAAGAGGAAGAUAUAAUGAAGCCAUUAAAGAUUAUAUUAAGAAAACGGAAUGUGAUAUCGUAGACGAAAAGAUAGUAACAGUAACGAACAACAAGAUUAAAAAGCUAGAAAAAACGCCACUCGCGAAGUACAUGACGUUAUUAAAAAAGUCACAUAACCCAUGCCCCCGAUUACCCAGAAUCUUUGCGUUCGCAAAAACGCACAAGCAAAACAAAGAAAUUAGACCGGUGGUUGAAAAAUGCGGUGCACCAACCUUUAUACUAGAGAAAAGAUUAAAAAAGUAUAUAUAUGAAAGUUUGGAAGAUAGUGUGUAUGUGACGCAGGAUCCAAAUAAGUUGGUAAAAGAAUUACAAGGUUUGGCGUUGAUGAAUGAUGAAAUAGGAACGGUUAUGGAUUUUGAAAGCAUGUACCCUUCCAUGAAUUUAACAUCUUGUUUCAAUACUCUUGUUGAAUUUAUGGUACAGCAUAAUCCAGGAUUAACAGCGUAUAUGGAGGACUUAAAUAUAUUGGCGGAUUUGAUGUGUUAUCAGUCCUUUUUUACGUUCAAUGGGACGGUGUACAAACAAAGAAAAGGAGUCCCAAUGGGUAGUCCCAUGUCGGGACUCUUGUGCGAAUUAGUGGUACGUCAACUAGAAAAGGAGGUCCUAGGAAAAUUCAUGGAGGACAUUGUAAUAUACAAAAGAUAUGUAGAUGACGUGUUGAUAAUUUGGAAGGAUAACCGAAGAAUUGAGGAAUUUUUAAGUAUGAUAAAUAACAAUAAGCAUGGGUUAAAACUAAAGCUUGAACAAAAAAGCCAUACAAAUAUCCAUUUUUUAGAUAUUAACAUAAGAUUCAAACAAGGAUAUGUACAAACGGCAGUGUAUCUAAAACCCACACAUGCUCCACUAUAUAUCCCGGCAUGGUCUAAUGAUCCGAUUAAAUACAAAAUGUCUUCGUUUAGGUCGCUUAUUAAAAGAGCAUUCUUAUAUUGCACCAAUGUACAAGAUAGAAUUAGCGAGAUUAACAGAAUCAAGAAUAUUGCAAAAGGUUUAGGAUACAAAACAUCUACAAUUAAUGGUUUGGUCAAAGGUUACAAGCAAGGGACAAACAAACGGAAUAAGCCAAAAGAUAGGUUUAAUAAAUUUACAUACAACAGGAAUGUAGAAGGAAUAAUGGAAGAGUUGUGUAAAUAUAAGAGCACAAGAUCUAUUUAUAAAAGAGCGCCGAACAUCUACAAGUUACUAAGGAAUGAUAAGGACAAGAUAGGAAUGAAGGAAAAAGCUGGGGUUUAUAGAAUUCCUUUUGAAAAUCAACAAUUAGGAGUAGAAAAAGAUUAUGUGGGCGUAACCACAAGGAACCUGGCAGUUCGUUUAAAGGAGCAUAUGUAUGAUGUUAGUAAAGGGAACAACAACACUAUCUUGGCAAUCAUGGCGCAAACAGAUGGUGCAAGUGUUAAAUGGGAUGAGGCACGAAUUGUUAAACCGGUCCAUUCUCCGACUAUUGCCUUUGGCAUAGAAAAAAUGGAGAUUUAUAAGAGUAAGAUAAAUAGCAAGUGUCUAAACGCCAAGGAUGCUAAUGCUCUUCCAACGGCAUGGAAGUACAUAAUAGAAAAGGAAAUGGGGAUUAAAAACCCGUAA